AAGGUAUAGCUGAGUUUAAAUUUUAAAUUCCUAGAUUUUCUCUAAUCAGUUGAAUAUAUACGAUAUGGUUUUACCAUUCAAUGAAACGAUGAACACAAACUUCAUUCUCUACUUCUUUCUCUCCACUUAGAUAAUUCCUAAAUCUCUCAUAGCCUCUAUCACACCAAAUUACAGCAUAGCAUAAAUUGAAGCCUCUAUCACAAUAUUCAAUUUCUAAGGGCCUAGAAGGUAUCGUAGGAGUUAAUUACAGCGGAGUUGAGGUAAGGAAAAAAAAUAAUUAUACUUUAUACUUGCUUUUUAUAUGGUUUGAGUAUCUAGUAUAACUGCUUGAAUAAAUUGUAUUGAAACUGUGGAAUGUGAUAGUUUCGGUGAAAUAGUGUUUUAUCGAUGAAUUGUAUAUGGCUGUUUAAUCAUGUUCCAGGUACUUGGAAGUGGUUGGAAACCACACAUGUAUGGUGAUGUGGUAAGUGAGGCAGUGUACGUAAGGGUGCACUGGUUAUUGGUACUGCGUUCUGGUUAAGAACGUAAGACACUCCAGAUUUGUAUGGAAGCUGGAGUGUGAUUGUGAGUGUGAGUGUGUGGUAUUUCAGUAUUUGUGUGGCUGCCUCUAUUUAUACUUAUGAUUAGGUUGUUGUAUGUUUGAUGUAUAUGUUUGUGCUAUGAUGUGUGAAUGCUGGUACAUAGUAUUUUGUUUUUCCUUACUGGGCUUUGCAGCUCACCCCUUAUUUACCCCCUAUGUGCAGAUAAGUAAGCCUGUAAGUUUUUGGUGACAAGUUGAGUCUGGGCAGCAUGGGGUGUAUCUCGUGUGAUCAUGUAACUGCGUGUGGUCUUGGCCAUCUUCCGCUGAAAGUUUUUUUUAAUUUAUUAAACUUAUCGAGGAUGUUGUCGUUUAAAUUUUCUAUUACUUUUCCCUAAGUGGUAAUACUUUAUUUUCAACUGGGUACCCAUGUUUUGGAAAUUGUUAUUUUUUUUAAUAAAGGCAACAUUAGUAUCUUAACGCCAGUUUAUUUAUGGCAUCUUAUUUUACGUAAGUAAGGGCGUUACAAAUGGUACCAGAGCCACAGUUACAUUGAUCUUGAAUUCACGCGACAUACACACCAUCGCUGCAAAGGAUCAACUUGUCAUCAAGUAUGUAUGCCUUAUAUAUGUUAUGUCUUAUAUAUUAAAUUUGGUUUAGUCUUUAUCUUUUGAUUUUCCUUUAGUUAGCUAGAAGUUUAGGGUAUGGUUAAUCGAAACAAUUAACUGAUUCUUCGGAGUUAGAAUUUUAGUAUAACUCAAACAAUUUUCUUAUUAGUGUAUUUUUUUUUAUGAGUGAAGAUUAUUUAUUUAUUUAUUUAUUUUACAUGGUGAAUUGUUGCUUGAUGAUUUACGUUUUUUUUAAGUUUAUAUAAUUUAGUGUAUAGAUAUUUCCUUUUUCAGCGAGAUACAUCUUUCGUUAUUAUUCUUACCGCUACCAUCUCCUUUCUUUUGAAGAACAAGUUAAGGGAUUUGAUGGAAAACGGUGAACCUAGAAGAUCAACCCGGUUGAAUGAAAGAGCGGCUGUAAGAGACCGAGCUAGAGGUCGGGGGCGAGGAGGUGCUCACGGUCGAGGUCGCGGUCGAGGCAGGGGAAACCAGCAUGUCCCUGCCGAGGCGGUGAUCCAGGAGAAUCAAAAUGCCCCUGUAAAUGGACAACAACCAGGUCAAGGUGGGGGCAACCACGAAGUCCCUGCUGGGGUAGUUGGUCAAGAACACCAAAACGCCCCUGUAGUGGUGCCACCACAACAAGAAGAUUUGGCGCAAGAAGUUGCUCGUCUCAGGGAAGAAAUUAGGAAGCGAGAUGAAGAGGCUCACAACCGUCAGGAACAACCCAAUCAAGGACAACAUCAAUUUUUGCCGGUGCAAUACAUGCCUGUGCCGGAGGGUCGAUGGGAACCAAUAUAUGAAAGGUUCCGCAAGCAACACCCACCAAAUUUUGAAGGGGGCUCAGAUCCAAUGGAAGCUGAGGAAUGGUUAAGAACAGUGGAAGGUAUUGUUGAGUACAUGCGGCUCGGUAACGGAGAUAGUGUAGCUUGUGCUGCUAGUUUAUUGAAAAAGGAUGCCCGCAUCUGGUGGGAUGUUAUUAAACAAACACGGGAUGUGGCCGCAAUGACCUGGGCUGACUUUGUACAAGUUUUUAACAAAAAAUACUACAGUGAAGCAAUACGCUCAGCUAGAGUUAAUGAGUUCACGAACCUGAGGCAGGGUAAGUCUACGAUACGAGUAUGCUCGCCAAUUUGA
Messenger RNA from Cannabis sativa, 2259 nucleotides. RefSeq lists its product as uncharacterized. Lineage: Eukaryota; Viridiplantae; Streptophyta; Magnoliopsida; Rosales; Cannabaceae. Bases 1492 to 2259 code for a protein of 255 amino acids. The transcript has 2 exons. The record is from RefSeq and is a predicted model, not a curated record.